AUGGCGUACUCAAACGCGCACGCUCCAUCGGCACCGGAGCUUCCGGAAUCGUUCGGUCACCAGCUCAACGAGGAAGGUAGAUACAGUUACGCGUAUCCACAUGGCGCUUCGGGUCAAUCAAAUCAGAAAUUCGGAUCCUCCGGGAUGUUUCCGCCGGAAACGCAUCCGGAUAUCGUGAGGAGCUUCGAGUCGGCGGAUAGAGACCGGAGCGGAUUUCUCGAUGAGUCGGAGCUCCGGCAGGCGUUGUCGUUUUCUGGUUACGAUGGAAUCAGUCACAGAACGAUUAGGGUUCUCGUUUUCAUCUACAAGAGUCCUGCAGAUUCUCUGCUACGCCUCGGUCCUAAGGAGUAUGUUGAGUUGUGGAAUUGCCUUGCUCAAUGGCGUGCAAAAUUUGAUCGGCACGAUAGAGAUAAGAGCGGAACGAUGAGUUCCUUAGAGCUCAGAGACGCUUUCUAUCAGCUCGGUUACAUGAUUCCAUCCUCGGUUCUUCAGCUUAUCAUAUCAAACUUUGAUGAUGGGACUGGCAAAACUGUUGACCUCUGUUUCGAUACAUUCCUCGAAUGUGGGAUGAUUGUCAAGGGAUUGACUGAGAAGUUCAAAGAGAAGGACCCUGGUUACACAGGCUACGCAACGCUCUCUUACGAUGUCUUCAUGUCGAUGGUCAUUCCGUUCGUUGCCUCUUAUGAUUAA
Microthlaspi erraticum is the source of this 690-nucleotide messenger RNA. The record is from the annotation of a GenBank genome assembly. NCBI's taxonomy places the organism in Eukaryota, Viridiplantae, Streptophyta, Magnoliopsida, Brassicales, Brassicaceae.